Messenger RNA from Spirometra erinaceieuropaei, 450 nucleotides. The record is from the annotation of a GenBank genome assembly. NCBI's taxonomy places the organism in Eukaryota, Metazoa, Platyhelminthes, Cestoda, Diphyllobothriidea, Diphyllobothriidae.
AUGGACAUUAUCGAGGACGGUCUUUACUUAGGUGGCCGUCCGAGAAAUUGCGACUUGCCUAAGUUAAGGAAGGCUAAGAUAAAAUCAAUCCUUACAGUUGACUUGAGUCCACUUGAAGAUGCAGUUUUUAAUUGUUAUAAACGCCUUUACAUCAAGUUGGCCGAUGACCCCUCUCAAAACAUACUGUCUGUGCUUGAGGAGGCGCUUCUUUUUGUCGAGGAAAACAUACAGGAGGGCGCAGUUUUGGUACACUGGUAGGUUUUAUUACUCCUUACAAUAUUCAUCUAUAGCCUUGCCGGCGUGUCCCGUAGUGCAACUAUCGUCAUCGCCUAUAUUAUGCGGAAAUACAGAAUUCCCUAUAAUGAGGCCUUUUAUCGAGUAACACGGAUGCGUUCAGUAUGGUAGGUUGCUUUUGAAUUUUAUUUUUAGCCCCAAUUCAGGUUUCGUUAA